Messenger RNA from Brassica oleracea var. oleracea, 676 nucleotides. RefSeq lists its product as uncharacterized. NCBI's taxonomy places the organism in Eukaryota, Viridiplantae, Streptophyta, Magnoliopsida, Brassicales, Brassicaceae. The record is from RefSeq and is a predicted model, not a curated record. The transcript has 5 exons. Bases 101 to 391 code for a protein of 96 amino acids.
UUAGCUUCUGUUUCAGACAAGCUGUGGUCGGCGAGGUUUUUCUCAAGCCGUCGUCGAUUCUCCGUUCAUCGAAGCUCCCAAUUAAAACCAAAGUUUGACGAUGGAAGACGCUUAUGAUUCUGCCAAUGUUUCGAGCAAUGAUAAAGAGACAUCGCUUGAGAAGAACUUUGUGAACCAUGCUGAGAUUGCAUGGCAAGAGAUGAGAAAGAACUGGGUUGGAGAUCCGUCUAAAAGGACUUCUGAGUUACCUAUGGAACCUGUUAUAAGCUUCAACGCCACUUAUGAAGAGAUGCUUCUAAACAACCACACUCCCUUUCACAAGCCCAUCCCUCUAGCUGAAAUGGUGGAUUUUCUAGUUGAUUAUUGGCACGGGGAUUGUCUUUUCGACUAGUAGGUAACUCAAGUGGGGGGGAUUCUCAGUAUUCUUUGCUUGGUACAGAGUUUUAGUUGCAGGCUCUACUAAUCCACUUAUGUCACAGACAAAGAGUGGACCAUGUUUUUGUGUAAACUGUUCUACAUGAGGUGAUGGAAUGAUGUUUACCGUAUAAUCUAACGGAUUGAUUACCCUUUAAAUGUUAGGUGUUUUUUUCUAUGAAAUGAUGUUACUUUUCUUUAGAACAUGCGGAGAUGAAGUAAGAAAACGUGUUGAACGCACUGCGAGUUGCCCAAAGAAAAG